Andrographis paniculata is the source of this 2732-nucleotide messenger RNA. RefSeq names its product pentatricopeptide repeat-containing protein At2g22410, mitochondrial-like. The record is from RefSeq and is a predicted model, not a curated record. Lineage: Eukaryota; Viridiplantae; Streptophyta; Magnoliopsida; Lamiales; Acanthaceae. Gene Ontology annotation, biological process: RNA modification. The coding region runs from base 409 to 2400 and encodes 663 amino acids. Gene Ontology annotation, molecular function: protein binding; RNA binding. The transcript is spliced from 2 exons.
GAGUGAGUGCUGAUGCCCAACCGACAUUUACAGUAGUUUGUCAUCGGAUGAGGGGAGACGAGGAGGCUUUGGUACACUAUGGACCUGGCCCGAGGUGAAUGGAGGCGAGCUGGGCCUACCGAUGAACAAACAUGAUGUUAACAUGUUGGGCUCGAUGGGCCUGUUUAUCGAUACAUGGGCCUAACGUGCAGUAAGUAGCGUGUCCUCGUCCCAGCUAGCAAAACAGUAGACCAUCUCGUCGAUUCGUCACCACAGGAAGGCGGGCCCAGGAUGAAUAAGCUAGGCCCUACUUACUCACCCACCGAGGCCCAUCCCACUCUCUAGCAGCAGCCAGCAGGGGCGGCAUAGACCACCGAUAGAAAGUUAUGUUAGUUAUUGAGAAGACGGGACGGGGAGGGGAGGGAUGAAAUGAAAUCUAUGAAACUUCCUCUGACACAAUUUUCCUCUCGAUUCUUCUUCCGAAGCUUCCUUACCCAAUCUCACCCCAAAUGGAACUCCUCUCCGAGUCCAAACCUGAGGAUAACGAACCCGAUCCUCCUCCUCAUCGAGUCAUGCACUUCAAUGUCCCAAGCAAUGCAAAUCCAGUCCCACAUGACUCGCACUUGCCUCAUCUCCCACUUAUUUCCCGUCAGCAGACUCCUCUCCUUCAUUGCCCUCGACGACAAUGGUGAUCUCGGGUAUGCAGUCGCCCUAUUCGCGCAGAUUCCCCAGCCCAACGUGUACGUUUGGAAUACACUUAUCAGGGGUUUUGUUAGAAAGGGCCUUUUUGAUGUGGGGUUUGGUUACUUCGCUCGAAUGGUGGGAGAACGUGUGGAGAUGGACGAGAGAAGCUUUGUGUUUGGGCUCAAGGCUUGUGGGGGUUUGGGAGACGUCAGGGUUGGGGAGAGUGUGCAUUCCAGGGUCUGGAAAUUAGGGUUCGUAGAGGCUGUUAUUGUUAGGAAUGGUUUGAUUCAUUUCUACUGCGAGAGAGGCGAUUUGGUUUGUGCAAAGAGGGGUUUUGACGAGAGUGGAGUGAGGGAUGUUGUCACCUGGACGACCAUGAUUGAUGGGAUGGCCAAGAAUGGGAUGUCUGACGAUGCAUUGAAGGUGUUCAAUGAAAUGUGUCAAAGAGGGGUGGGGCCUAAUGAGGUUACCCUGGUGGCAGCACUCUACGCCUGCGCGAGGAAGGGUGAUUUGGUUGUCGGGGAGAGAGUCCUUGCGUCUGCGGCGAGGCUAGGGGUUAGGCUUAGUGUGAGUGCGACGAACGCAAUGCUGGAUAUGUAUGCUAAGUGUGGGGCCAUGGAGAAAGCCGGAGAGGUUUUCGAGGCUAUGGAAGCGAAGGAUGUGUUUUCUUACACGUGUAUGAUAGAUGGUUAUGGUAAGCACGGGCAUGUCGAGUUGGCUCGAGAAGUGUUUGAUGGUAUGCCGAAGAGGAAUGUGAUUUCAUGGAAUGCAAUGAUUGGGGGGUAUUCUCAGAACAGUAGGCCCAAGGAAGCUUUGGAGUUGUUUCAGAAAAUGGAGGGGCAAGGUUUGGCGCCGAUGGAGAGCACAUUGGUGUUGGUUCUCUCCGCAUGCGCGCAGUCCAGCUGUAUGGAGACGGGACAAAGGAUCUACGACUGUUAUAUCGAGCAGAAACGGAUUCCUCUUACAGUAAUACUUGGGAAUGCAUUCAUCGAUAUGUAUGCCAAGUGUGGUGACAUUGAUGCGGCCAAAGGGAUGUUUGAUAAAAUGACGAGGAAAGACUUGGUGUCGUAUAAUUCUAUGAUCACAAGUUAUGCAGCGCAUGGUUUUGCAGAAAAGGCCAUUGCGCUAUUCGAGAGCAUGAGGGAAGUGGGGAUUAAACCAGAUAUAAUCACGUUUGUUGGAGUGCUCUCGGCUUGCGCACAUGGAGGAUUAGUUGUGGAAGGGUGGGAUUAUUUUAAUGACAUGGGAUUGUUUGGAUUGGCUCCUACGAUGGAACACUAUGCGUGCAUGGUUGAUUUGCUUGGGAGAGUUGGGCUAUUGAGCAAAGCGCAUGAGUUGAUAAGAUCAAUGCCCAUGCCCAUGGAACCCGAUGAAGGCAUUUGGGGAGCUCUUCUGAACGGUGCUAGGAUGCAUGGAGACAUUGAGUUGGGUAAACUCGCGGCAGAGAAGCUUAUGGCUCUAAAUCCAAGUGAUAGUGGGGCGUACAUGCUUCUGGCGGGUUUAUGUGCAAAACAGAGGGAAUGGAGUGACGUGAGGAUGGCUAGGACUUUGAUGAGGGGUAAAGGGGUAAAGAAGAUCCCGGGGUCGAGCUCUAUAGAGGUGGAAGGCGAGUUUCAUGACUUUCUCGUGGGAGACGAGUCGCAUCCUGAGUCCGAAGCUAUUUACAGAGUCUUGGAGGAGAUCUGGUUGUUCUCUAAGUGGGAUAAUCAUUCAUCGGGGAUCGACGUGUGUUUGUAAAACCAUAAAGAGGUUACCUGCACGAGAAAAGCCAUGUCGAUGACUAGUGUCCGGAUGACGCCGAUGACAAGCCCCAGGACUCCAUUUGCCACGGUCGAAGAACCGAUGUCAACAUCAAUCUACACAGAUUGAAUGGAAAGACAGUCAAAUGCGCUCUCAUUCUUCUCUCACCUAGGAAAAUUUGUCGAAGACAACUACACUAAAGAUGGUCUUACUUCCAGGUAAUUGAGGCCGCGGAAAUAGUUGCAGUCGACUGCUUUCCCUAGCAAGCAGGCGGAGCUUCCAACGCUCUGGCGUACGAUCCACGAGCCCUGCAUGGUUCAUGGCUGCAA